AUGAAGGAGAAGUAUGGGAUCAAAAGGAAGUGUGCUGGACAAACAUAUUCUGAGGGACUUAGUCAACAACAAGAGAUUGUGUUGGACCUGGAAGUAAUGGGUGAGGAUGAGACAAGUUUCCAGGAACACAUUAAUGCCAUCACCCUGGAGUUGUGUAAAAGCAACCCCAGUUACUCUGAGGUCAAGAACCGGAUGAAGCGCACUCUUUUCAAAAGAGUACAGAUUAUGGACAGGCCUGCAGCUGAAGUAAUGGAGCAGUUUCCUUUUCUUGGGGUGCCACAGCUUAUGCUGCAUGAAAUGACAAUGAGGUUUGGAACAGACUUGGCGAAGAACAUGGAAACAUCUCUAAAUGAAAUGGCCCCAAACAUCAUCAGGAGUGCAAAAGAAGGAAGUCAAAAAAACCUCUACGCAAAUCUCAUUGGACCAGCAGAGGAAACCACAGAGGGUCUCGUUAGGAAUGCUGCACUCAUUUUAUUGCCAGCACUAUUUAAAGAAAAUGCCACUUUCCUCUACUGUGUGGAUAGUGAACCCAAAGGUCCUACACCCACCAUUGUGUUUAACGGCUCUCCUGAUCCCUCAAGGCUGAAAGUGUCAGCAUUAUAA
Molecule: messenger RNA, 603 nt
Organism: Xyrauchen texanus (razorback sucker)
Lineage: Eukaryota; Metazoa; Chordata; Actinopteri; Cypriniformes; Catostomidae
Exons: 5
Coding region: 1-603 (200 amino acids)
Source: RefSeq, a predicted model, not a curated record